Cyphellophora attinorum is the source of this 777-nucleotide messenger RNA. RefSeq lists its product as uncharacterized. The transcript has a single exon. The record is from RefSeq and is a predicted model, not a curated record. Lineage: Eukaryota; Fungi; Ascomycota; Eurotiomycetes; Chaetothyriales; Cyphellophoraceae. The coding region runs from base 1 to 777 and encodes 258 amino acids.
AUGGACGAGCCAUUGACAUCUCUCCUCUCCACUGCGUCCGACGCUGACGCCACCGAAUUCUUGUCCCUACCAUUGGAAGUUCGACAAAUGGUCUACACCCAUCUCUUCCACGGCUCUCGUCUCAUCAUUGAUGAUCCUCGUCGUCGAUCAGCUAGUUACGACGAGCGUCAGCGUAAGAGACAGGAUGGAUCUCACAAAUUCAAGAAGCCCGCAGGCGGAGCCUCGCUACCAUCCAUUCUUGUCGCUUGCAAGUCGAUUCGAGCAGAAGCCAUCCUUGUGUUCGCCGACUCUCUUACACCCUAUUUCUAUAAUCACCGAGCCAUGAACGAGGACGUGAAGCGUCAUCUGACACCCUACCUCGCGUGUGCGCAAGAGGCUUUCAUCGACGACAGAGACGUUGAAGGUCUCGGCCUUCAACUAAUGACCAUUAUGCCCAGGCUGAGAAAGGUCAUCAUCAACAGCCCUGUCUGGAAGGAAACUUCGAUGGAUCUGGUAUGGGCGCUCCAGAUGUGGCUGCCGCAUGCGGAAGUAUAUGAGAGUCGCGGUUUGCGCCAGGAACGCUGGGCAUGGCAUGAAGAACGCCUCUGCGCGAAGUUGCACCGUCAGUAUGCCAGAACCAGGGCUUGGCGAUGGCUUCAGCAACUUGCGGACCAGCAAAAGCGCGAAACCGGAGUCAGAGAUCUUCCAUUCCAGAUAUUGGUGAAUCCAGAAGGUUACGCAAUUAGUUGCCAAGCGCAUGGCAUCAGCAACCUCACUGUGAGUGUUCGUUGCCCCUGA